AUGGCAAACUCGACCCUGAUCGGCGAGUCGAACGACACCACUGAUGAUUACGAUCCAUGCCAGUAUCAGGUUCUGCAACAGCACAUGCUUGUCAUGCGAUUUUGGAUGGUUUCCGUGUUCGGAUCCACAAUCUCAUUCAUUUCGAUGAUCGAGAAUAUAUUUCUUUUCUUCUUAUUUGUUACGAGCCGUCGUCAUCGUCGAGAGAAUCUCUAUAUGAUGUUGUUAGCAUUUUUUGACAUUUUUGUAUCCUUAGCUUAUAUCAUGUUAAUGUCAGUUAAUGUCCUCUCUGAUGUCCUGAUGUCUCCACUUCUCGUUAAUAUAUGGUAUGCAUAUGUGAUACCAAUUAUAACAAUUUCACAUAUCGCAAUGUCUUCAUCGUCUUUUCUGAUUGUUACUGCUUCGUUUGAACGAUAUUGUGCCACGUUGAACACUUCGAGUUUGAGAUUUGCACAAAGAAAUCGAAAACUAAUCGCACUGUCAGCGGUUUUCCUUGGUAUCAUCAGCAAAGGAACAAUCUGUAUUGAGUUUGAACUCGUCAGCCAUGAAGAUUGUGCCGGACAAAUGACAGCGACUACCAUGAAAUUUCGUCCGUUUGUCUUCGAAACCCAAUAUCACUACCUAUUCCGUUUUUGGUAUCGAAAUUUCGUUACCGUGUUCGCUCCAUUCUUUAUUCUCUUGUAUCUGAACGUUCGCAUUGUGAAAGAACUUUCAUCCUAUACGACCGCCACAAUAUGUCUGAUAACAACUGGAAGCACAGUGGAUCUCCAAAAAAGGAAAGCGAAUGCACGAGCUGCGACUCGAACCCUCGUCAUGGUUGGAUGUUGCUAUAUCAUCAGCAAUAUUAUAAACGUGAUUCUGACCUCACUCGAACAAGCCAACAAUCAUAUUGCACAGGAUUAUCCAGAUCUCUACAUCGUCGCCAUCGAUUUGGUAUCCCUGUUGACAACCAUGGCAUGCGCUGCUCGUCUUCCAAUUUAUCUCUACUGUCAACCAGACCUGCGCCAAGAAAUUUUCAUGUUUUUCAAAAAUCUGUGCCAUCCAUUUAAAUUUUCUCCGCUGAAUAUGCCAGACGAGCGAUCAAAAUCGGUGGAAACAACACAAAGCAUAUUGAGUCGAGGAGAAUCGAAGUGUGCUCCGAUUGCAACAAUAUCUGAAGCAGAGAACGAGAAAAAAUCGCUGAAUUCCCCAUAUGAAACUCUAUUGUGA
Caenorhabditis bovis is the source of this 1206-nucleotide messenger RNA. Lineage: Eukaryota; Metazoa; Nematoda; Chromadorea; Rhabditida; Rhabditidae. The record is from the annotation of a GenBank genome assembly.